AUGAGCAAGAAUAAACCAAACUUACGUCUAAAUGAUGCACAACUUGCAGCAGUGAGGGAGACAUUUAAUCUUGCUGAUGAUGAUUCUGAUGGUAAAAUAACAUUUGACCAGGCCUGUAUACUUUUUAGAGUCUUAGGUCAAACAGUUUCAGAGAAAGAGCUAAAAUUGUUACUUUUAGAAAGUUGGCCAAAUACUGAUUCUAGAUCAUCAAGUACAUCUACAAGUGAAUUACAACCAAUUGAAUUUGAUACAUUUGUAAAAAUAUUUCGUGCAAAAUAUAAGACUCCAUAUAAUGAAGCUACAGUAAUUGAAGCAUUUGAAGUAUUUGAUCCUGAACAUAGUGGUAAUAUGAAAUCAAAGGAUUUUUUAACUUUAAUGACAACUACUGGAGAACCUAUACCCCCAGAAGAUGCUGAGGACAUUUUGCUUUUAGCAAAUACAACUGAUGAUGGGAUAUUUGAUUAUACUUUACUGGCGAAAAGGCUAGUUGAAGGUCCAAAGAAUAUCCGUGUAUUAUAA
Cryptosporidium muris RN66 is the source of this 519-nucleotide messenger RNA. RefSeq names its product EF hand family protein. Gene Ontology annotation, cellular component: cytoplasm. The record is from RefSeq and is a predicted model, not a curated record. NCBI's taxonomy places the organism in Eukaryota, Apicomplexa, Conoidasida, Eucoccidiorida, Cryptosporidiidae. The coding region runs from base 1 to 519 and encodes 172 amino acids. Gene Ontology annotation, molecular function: calcium ion binding. The transcript has 3 exons.